This is a messenger RNA of Drosophila sulfurigaster albostrigata, 3042 nucleotides long. Its product is annotated as cytosolic 10-formyltetrahydrofolate dehydrogenase-like. Gene Ontology annotation, biological process: 10-formyltetrahydrofolate catabolic process; biosynthetic process; one-carbon metabolic process. Gene Ontology annotation, cellular component: cytoplasm. NCBI's taxonomy places the organism in Eukaryota, Metazoa, Arthropoda, Insecta, Diptera, Drosophilidae. Gene Ontology annotation, molecular function: aldehyde dehydrogenase (NAD+) activity; formyltetrahydrofolate dehydrogenase activity. The record is from RefSeq and is a predicted model, not a curated record.
ACUCAGUUAAUAAAAGUAGUUCAGCUGCUUCAGUGCCUUGCUUGAACUCAUCAAAGAAGUAACAUAGGGCUAAGUGAUCCCUUAGAAUUAUUAUUUACAUAAAAUUGUGAAAUUUGUCUUGACUGUGAACAAAAGUGAUCAAACUAAAUAAUUAUGUCUAUUGAUCUGAAAAUUGCGAUUAUUGGCCAGAGCAAUUUUGCGGCUGAUGUGCUGGAACUUUUAUUAGAGCGCUCCAACAUUAAGGUCGUUGGUGUCUUUACCAUUCCCGAUAAGGGCAGCCGCGAGGAUGUUUUGGCCACUACUGCUGCCAAUCACAAAAUACCCGUCUUUAAAUUCUCCGGAUGGCGUCGCAAGGGUGUGGCCAUUCCCGAGGUGAUCGAGCAGUACAAAUCGGUUGGAGCUACGCUCAAUGUGCUGCCCUACUGUUCCCAGUUUAUACCCAUGGAAGUAAUCGAUGGUGCUCCCUUGGGCAGCAUUUGCUAUCAUCCAUCUAUUUUGCCCAGGCAUCGCGGUGCCAGCGCCAUUUCUUGGACUCUCAUCGAGGGUGACGAGAUCGCUGGAUUCAGUAUAUUCUGGGCUGACGAUGGACUGGACACGGGCCCACUUCUUCUUACUCGCCAGACCAACCUAGAACCUACGGAUACCUUGGACACCAUUUAUAAGAGAUUUCUGUAUCCCGAGGGAGUCAAAGCGAUGGGAGUUGCUGUCGACUUGGUAGCUAAUGGCACAGCUCCUAAGAUCACGCAAACUACUGUUGGUGCCACAUAUGAUGCAGCAAUGUUCAAGGCGGAAAAUCAAUUGCUGAAUCUUCAGCAGUCAGCUGAGAGAAUUUGGAACUUUGUCAGAGGUCUCGACUCAGUGCCCGGAGCCAUUGCUACAGUCCUUCUUCCAGAUGGAAGCGAGGAACAGGUACGUUUCUUCGGUGCUCACUUAUAUUCUGCUGGACCUGUGAAGGAUGGACAGCCACUUAAACUUAAGGGCCUCGCAAAGCCCGCCUGGGUGCAUGAGGGAGGACUACUGAUUGAGGGUGCAGAUGGAGCAUUUGUAAACAUUAAGCGCAUUAAACGGGGCUCCAAGAUGAUCAAUGCCUCCGAUUGGUUUAAGCAGGCAGAGCAAAAAACCAUCACGGACUUUACCGAAGAUGAGCUGGCCAAGAAGGCACAGCUUGCUUCCAUUUGGCAGGCCAUACUCAAGGAGUCGAUAGAAGCCUCCACAGACUUCUUUGCAGCUGGUGCUGGAUCAAUGGACGUUGUCCGAUUGGUCGAGGAAGUGAAGGAUGCCUUUGAUGUGCCCUUUGAGAAUGAGCAUGUCUUUAUGGCCCCUGUUUUCGAGGAGUUCUUUGGACUCCUGGUCAAGGCACUGCGUCAAGGCAGCGGCGAUUCUGGAGCUCAGAAGUUGGAUUACGAUGGAUUCGUUUUGCAGGCCAAUAAGCGAAAGAUUAACGUACCCACACAGCUCUUCAUUAAUGGAGCCUUCGUCGACGCCGAGCAAAAGCGCACUCUCGACAUUGUGAAUCCCACGGAUGAGGAGAUCCUCUGCCAAGUGGCUUGUGCCAGUGCUGCAGAUGUGGACAAGGCAGUUCAGGCGGCACACAAGGCUUUCUACGGGUCGUGGAAACAGGUUUCUGCCAGACAGCGUGGUCAGCUGAUGUUGAAGCUUGCCGAUCUCAUGGAAAAGCACAAGGAAGACUUGGCCACCAUAGAGUCAGUGGACUCGGGAGCUGUCUACACAUUGGCAUUGAAAACACACAUUGGCAUGUCCAUCGAUGCUUGGCGCUACUUUGCAGGCUGGUGUGAUAAGAUCCAAGGAAAUACCAUUCCGGUGAAUCCAGCUAGACCAAACAAUGUGCUCACUUUCACGCGGAAAGAGCCUAUUGGAGUCUGUGGACUGGUGACACCUUGGAACUACCCCUUGAUGAUGCUCUCCUGGAAGAUGGCAGCUUGCAUCGCUGCUGGCAACACUUGUCUGAUCAAGCCAGCUCAAACUUGCCCGUUGACCGCAUUGAAGUUUGCAGAGCUCACUGUUCAGGCUGGCUUCCCUCCUGGUGUUAUAAAUGUGCUGCCCGGAAAGGGUUCAGAUGCCGGCCAGGCAGUGGCUGAUCAUAAAUUGGUUCGCAAGCUGGGAUUCACUGGCUCCACACCCAUCGGCAAACACAUCAUGAAAUCUUGUGCUGAAGCGAAUAUUAAGAAAGUCUCAUUGGAGUUAGGAGGCAAGAGUCCAUUGAUAAUCUUUGCCGAUUGUGAUCUUGACAAGGCUGUGAAACAUGGCAUGUCUUCGGUCUUUUUCAACAAGGGAGAAAAUUGCAUAGCCGCGGGUCGACUCUUCGUAGAAGAUCGCAUUCACGAUGAGUUCGUUCGUCGAGUUCUAAAGGAUCUCCGCACAAUGACCAUUGGCGAUCCGCUGAACAGGUCCACCGCGCAUGGACCACAAAAUCACAAAGCACACUUUGAUAAGCUAUUGGAGUUCUGCCAACGGGGCGUGAAAGACGGCGCAACUCUUGUCUAUGGUGGUUGUCGAGUACCUAAUAUGAAGGGCUACUUCUUCACUCCCACAGUCUUCACAAAUGUCGAGGAUGAUAUGUACAUUGCACAGGAAGAAUCCUUUGGACCUAUUAUGAUUAUAUCCAAAUUCAAUGGAAGCGACGUGGAUUCGGUAAUGGAGCGAGCCAAUCGCACAGAAUAUGGAUUAGCUAGCGGUGUCUUCACUAAGGAUAUUAGCAAAGCCUUGAGCUUCGCUGAUCGCAUUGAAGCUGGCACAGUCUUUGUGAAUGUAUAUAACAAAACAGAUGUCGCCGCUCCAUUUGGAGGAUUCAAGCAGAGUGGAUACGGCAAGGAUUUGGGUCAGGAGGCGCUUAAUGAGUAUCUCAAGACAAAAUGUGUUACCAUUGAAUAUUAAGUAGAUUAGAUGCGUCUUCAUAGCCAUAGAAAACAAAAGACUUAGUGCGUAUACAAUUUGCAUCUUUAAUUAAACUUAAGUAAUUCUCAUUUAGUAUAGAAAUGUUUCUGUAAACUAUAUACACAGAUUAUUAAAAUAUUGGUAUAC